CAAAAAUCUUGACCCAACUUCACUGCGAUUUUUACAGUGUCAAGUUCAAGAAGUCAAAUAUUAAAAAAAAAAACAAAUAAUUAAAAUAUUCAAUAAUUAUUUAUCAUUUUAAAUUUCAGGGGCUUUCUCACUUACCAAACUGAAAUAUCACGUUUUCCGCCAUAAAGUCUCAUAACCUGUAAUGAAAAUGAGCAAACAUAUGUAUUCCACAGUGAAUCUUUCCGACAAGGACCUAAAAGAGCAAGGCAAUCGUUUGUACAAUCUAAGAAAAUACGAAGACGCAAUUAGUUGUUACAGUAAAGCAAUAAUAAAAAAUCCUGAUAUUGCGCAUUAUUUUACGAACCGAGCUUUGUGCUAUCUGAAACUGUUGAAAUGGGACAGUGCUUGCACGGAUUGCCGAAGGGCCUUGGAUAUGGAUCCAAAUAUUGUCAAAGGGCAUUUCUUUUUGGGACAAGCUUUACUGGAAACUGGCAAUUUGGAUGAAUCUAUUAAACACCUACAAAGAGCUCUAGAUUUGGCAAAAGAACAAAAACUCAACUUUGGAGACGAUAUUGCCGCCCAAUUGAGGACAGCAAGAAAAAAGAGAUUUGCAAUACAAGAAGAAAAACGAAUUUCGCAAGAAAUUGAGCUUCAAACAUAUCUAAACAGAUUAAUAAGGGAGGACAAAGAGCGACAAAUUAACAAUUUAAAAUUAGAAGAAAUUGACAAUAGUAAUAGAAACGAAAAAAUAUUAGAUAUUGAGGAAAAAUCUGAUUCCUAUUUAAAUGAUUUGAAUGCCCUAUUUCAAAAAGUUGACGACAGACGACGGAAAAGAGAAGUUCCAGAUUAUUUGUGCGGCAAAAUAAGCUUCGAAAUAUUACAAGAGCCUGUUAUAACUCCCAGCGGUAUUACUUAUGACAAAAAAGACUUGGAAGAACAUUUACAGCGUGUUGGUCACUUUGACCCGGUAACUAGAGUAAAAUUAACAGCAGAUCAGCUUAUACCGAAUUUUGCAAUGAAGGAAGUAGUGGAUGCCUUUUUGGCUGACAAUGAAUGGGCUUUGGAAUAUUAAGGCUCUGUCAUGAAAAACCUUUGAAUAGGAUUAAAGCAAGAGCUAGUGACCUAUUUUAGUGAAUAUUGUAAAUUGUCUUUUUGAAAAAAGGUUUGUUUGUGUAAAUUUUGGAAGUUUUUUCAGAAACCAAACCACACUGCUUCCUCCUUUUACAAUUUUACAGCUUACUAAAAUAGAUCACUUGCUCCGAGUCUAUGUUUAAGUUCGAAAUUAAAACAUUAGGAUUACUGUAUCAUCGUUGUUCAAUAUUUUGAUGUAAAUAGAAAUUUAAGUGCCACUUGUAGACAAAAAUGUUGAUUUUACAAAUGUUUUAACUUUAUAUGAGAUUAUAUUGCAUGAAUACUUUUUGAUACUGAGAUGUUGGUGUGUUUGUUUCAAUAUAAAAUUCUUUUUGAACAA
Molecule: messenger RNA, 1450 nt
Organism: Ceutorhynchus assimilis (cabbage seed weevil)
Lineage: Eukaryota; Metazoa; Arthropoda; Insecta; Coleoptera; Curculionidae
Source: the annotation of a GenBank genome assembly